AUGCUUGGAUCUUCCACAGAGUCCUUCCUGAUGACCCUGCAUGCAUCUGAGUCCUCCAGCUKCAGGUCAUCCCGUGUGGGGCUGGAUCGGUCUGGCAGCCCCCCCUCCCCCCCAGCUUGGACCAGACUCUCCGACCGACCCCCGGGACUCAGGACCUACCACUCCACCAGCCGCGGAGGCCUUAGGCUCACCAUCAAACACAAGGCUGGAUCCAGGAUGGUGGUUCACAACUCAGCCUGUGACACCGUGCACGCUACCGCCCCCUCUGGUCACAAGCGGUACCACACCGGCCAACUGAUCAAUGGGAGUGGUGAUCUGACUGAGCAGGGCUCCUCCCAUAGGACCUCCUGCCAUCCAAUCGAUGAGGAGAUGUUGAACGGAGCCCUGCCCUCCAAAGCAGUGGAGGACAUCCCACACGGUCACCAUAGUGACAGCAGGGAAUCUGUAGCACAGAUUCAGACAACAGCACUGGGUUCACAAUAUAUACGUUCCCCAAACGCCCUUACUAUGCCGAGCUUAGACCCACAGACUGCCUGUCUAGAGCCUCCCUCUCCAGACCCUGGAGAGAUGAGUACCCCCAAACUGAAACGCUUCAGGCCCACGCUUCCGGACCUCCCGUCCCAGGCGGACAGGCACAGCUACAGGCCCCAGCCUUUUCCACAGACCAGCUACAGGCCCCAGCCUUUUCCCCAGACCAGCUACAGGCCCCAGACCAGCGACAGGCCCCAGCCUUUUCCCCAGACCAGCGACAGGCCCCAGCCUCUUCCCCAGACCAGCGACAGGCCCCAGCCUCUUCCCCAGACCAGCGACAGGCCCCAGCCUCUUCCCCAGACCAGCUACAGGCCCGAGGCUAGUCCUAGCCCCCAACCCCCCCUGCCAGAGGACAAACACCCUCAGUGA
This is a messenger RNA of Salvelinus sp. IW2-2015, 900 nucleotides long. The record is from RefSeq and is a predicted model, not a curated record. NCBI's taxonomy places the organism in Eukaryota, Metazoa, Chordata, Actinopteri, Salmoniformes, Salmonidae.